AUGACUCCAAAACAUCCUAUAAUGAAUACUUAUAAUUUUGUAAGUACUUCUGACAAACAAACGCCAUUGGAUAGUUCUCAUUUUCGCUUAAUUAUCAGACAACAGCCGAAACAAGCCCGUUUAUGUAAUUCAAAAGAACGAGAUCGAAGACCAAUCGAUCCUCCUCCGAUCAUUCAACUUAAAGUAGAUGAAUAUGGUGGUUUCUUUGUAUUUGGUGAUAUUUCUAUUCGUGUUGAAGGUCGUUAUCGUUUAAGAUUUAGUUUAUUCGAAGUAAUAAAAAAUGAAGUUAUUCAUUUACAAUCAAUAAUUUCAGAUAUUUUUACUAUAUAUUCUGCGAAGGCUUUUCCUGGUGCGUCUGAAUCGACAUUUUUAUCGAGAUCUUUUUCAGAUCAAGGUGUUCGUAUAAGAAUAAGAAAAGAGCAUAGAGGUCUAUCAAAAAGAAGCAAACCUGAGAUUAUACAGCCUACUGAAAAGUUAUCAUUAGAACCUUACUACUCUUCAUCGUCAUCAUCUUCCCACUAUACCACAUCUGAUUAUUUAAUCAAUAAUAACAAUUCCCCAAAUUAUUUGCAAAAUACUGGUUACACCUCUCCCAAUUCAUGGCAGAAAUCACGUGUUUUCGUUUCAAAUAAUCACGAUGAUUCUGGAUUUGACGAUCAAAUGUCAGUUCUUUCUUCUUCCACUUUUGAAUUUACUUCUUCUGCAACUUCUUCACAUAAUGAAUCAUUUUUCUUGAAUGAUCGUUUAAAACAUCCAUAUUACUUCCGACCUUCUUUACCACCACCUCCUGAAUCAUCAACUAGAUCUUUUACUUUACCACCAUAUCUAUCCAGUUCGCAACACCAACACCACACUAAACUAGAUUAUAAUAUCACCAAAACUGACAUUGAUGAUAAUAAUAAUAAUACCGCUACUACUGCCGCUGUUAAUAAUAGUAGACUUUCUUCCAUAGCUAGUCAAUUACCCACACCAAAAACUUCGACUGAUGUUGAUGGUACGCGCUCAAAUCAACUACUAUUAACUCCUUACUCGCCAAAUAUGGCUACUUCCAUCGAUAGUUAUAGAGAUGAUAACAUAAUUUAUGAGCCACCAAAUCCAACGCACUUUAUAGGUAUGCUUUUAGUUAAAAAACUAAUUACAUAUGAUCCAGAAGAUGCAUGGUCUGUCAGGGAUUUUCCAUUAAGCUCACUACCAGAAACUUCACCAGACACAAGUUGUUUAGACAUUUUAAACUAUUUUCAAGAAGGCAGAAGCCACAUGGUACUUGUCUCAGAAGAUCCUGGGGGAGAUAAAGGAGCUCUUGGCGUAAUCACUCUCGAAGAUGUUAUUGAAGAGUUGAUUGGAGAGGAAAUUAUUGACGAGACAGAUGUUUAUGUUGACGCUCAGCAAUUCUACAUAGUUCAUCGAAAGCAAUUACCAAAAAGAAAAAAGAAAGCAAUGAUAUAG
Messenger RNA from Entrophospora sp. SA101, 1446 nucleotides. NCBI's taxonomy places the organism in Eukaryota, Fungi, Glomeromycota, Glomeromycetes, Entrophosporales, Entrophosporaceae. The record is from the annotation of a GenBank genome assembly.